This is a messenger RNA of Fusarium fujikuroi IMI 58289, 2187 nucleotides long. Its product is annotated as related to pathway-specific regulatory protein nit-4. Gene Ontology annotation, molecular function: zinc ion binding; DNA-binding transcription factor activity, RNA polymerase II-specific; DNA binding. Gene Ontology annotation, biological process: regulation of DNA-templated transcription; DNA-templated transcription. Bases 1 to 2187 code for a protein of 728 amino acids. The record is from RefSeq and is a predicted model, not a curated record. The transcript has 6 exons. Lineage: Eukaryota; Fungi; Ascomycota; Sordariomycetes; Hypocreales; Nectriaceae.
AUGAAAACAUCUCAACGUAGAUCCCAGCGCGCAUCUGCCGCUUGCGACUUUUGCCGAAGGCGAAAGCUUGGUUGUGACAACGCGAAGCCAAAGUGCGAAAAUUGCCAGGGUCGGGCCAUUGAAUGUACAUAUUCUCAGAGAACUGCUCAGGCUAGGCCGUCCAAUGCGCGCAUACAGAAACUAGAAGAGGAAAAUGCUCGUUUACGCGAUCAGUUGUGUUCAAGAAGUCCGGAGUUGAGCAGCGUGCAUUCCGAUACUCAGCAAGAAGGAAACCAUCUGGAUGAAACCCCGAAUCCCACUGAAUCUACAAUUACGCUGAACAUCAUUAACGAUCAGACUUAUCAAGCAAAGGGGCAAGCUGCCUCUCCUUCUUACCACUUAUCGAUCGGGCAACCCGAGGGUGCCGCGUUUCAUGGCCCUUCCAGCGGAGCUAUACACAUAGGGACUGCCAGAGACUCGUCUCGUAUAACCAGCUCCGACGAGAUUGCCAAGAACCAACUUUUGGCAGAGACAACUAGGCAACGUCAACUUGAAAAGGUCAACCUCAGAGCAGGAAAACUGGACUUUGGUGACAUCAGCCCCAAAGUCGGUAUAGAUCUUCUUUCCAAGUUCUGGAACCGCCAGCACUACAUUGGCUCUAUCGUGUAUCGACCAGCCUUUAUGCGCGACAUGGCGUGCAACGGUCCUUACUACUCCGACCUCCUCCUCACAGCCAUGCUCUUUGCUGGCUCUAUGCAUACAGUCGACGCAGCCGCUCUCCGAAACACCGGCAGGCUGAAUUCCAUCGGGCGUCCAUAUCGCAUCAAGUUUGAACAAGCCUUGCAUGCUUGUGGCUCUCAGGUGUUGUUCAACAGUGAAAUAACCACCAUCCAGGCGCUACUGGUCGUUUCUGAUGCGCUAUUCUCAUGGUGUAACGAGAGGAGUCUCUCAUGGCAUUACUUAGGUAUCGCGAUUAGUAUGAUAAUCGAUCUGGGUUUGCACAUCGAUGGCCCAGCUCGGAGAUCUUCAAAGAAGUUAUCUGCUGAGGAUAUAGAGAUCGAGCAUCGCGUGUUCUGGGCGACAUUCAUUUCGGACAAGGUGCAGUCUAUCUACCAAGGCCGUCCAACUCGGUUACGCGAACAUGACAACCGUGUACCGAUCGUGUUUCUCGAUGAAUAUGAAGAACUGGAGGAUUUUCAUACCCGAGGGUUUUCUGCUCAACCGUCUCAGUUGGAUUGUCCGACGUAUAGUGUCUCCACGUUUGGGCAACUUUGCGGACUCAGCAUUAUCAUGGAUCGUAUUCUUUGCGCUCUUUAUGCGGAGAGAAGCGCCACAAAGACUGCUGAUCAAAUAUGGCAGUCUGCACAGUCGCUUCACCACGAUCUGAAAUCUUGGAAGGAUGGAUUGCCGGAGUGUCUGAGAGUUGAUCUGAACGACCCUACUUCCUCCAACAUCCUUCCCCACAAUCUGUCACUGCUAUCAUUGUUUAACUCCCUCAUCAUCUUGAUCUAUCGUCCUUUUCUUUCAGAAGGCCACCUGACAUCCGCCUCUACAACAGUCGCGCCUGAAGCCUUCUUCAACUGUGUCACAGCUGCGAUAGAGAUCCACCAGAUUCUUCAAAUUUUCAAGCAGCACUUUUGUCUUCGUACAGCGCCUUACUUUAUAUCGUAUGCCACGUACGUGAGUGCAACCAUUCAUGUGCGUAUGGCGGCGCAGAAAAGUCCAGGAUCACAAGCGCAUGCGUGUCUCAGAAAUUGCUUGGAGAUUUUAUCCGAACAGCAGACGUGGUGCCACGCCCCAAAGCGAACGAUGAAGAUUCUUCUUGGUAUUAUGAACCGCUUGGGAGUCAACGUCGGGGAGUUUGUGGCGAUAGAACCGACAAGCUGUCAAGACGGUCACCUGGGACAGAUUGAUUUAUCUGAUCUAUCUGAAAUUGGUCCUGACAUCACGUACCAAGAGCCCGACGUGUCAGUCACGCAGCAGCCAACGCCUGACACGGCAGUUAACUUCUCUAACCUGGAGGUUUCCGAUUUUGACAUUGAUCGGAUCAUGCAAAGCUUUGUGUUCGAAGCCCCUCUGGCACAGGAGGACUUUGUACCGAUGCCUCAGCCUGGCUUCAACCACUAUGGCACUGGAGAUGAGGCACUUACGAGUCGGGAUAUGAUGGUGUUUGAUGACUUGUUCGGGUUCGACUCUAGUACCUCUUAG